Coffea eugenioides is the source of this 2747-nucleotide messenger RNA. Its product is annotated as LRR receptor kinase SERK2. The record is from RefSeq and is a predicted model, not a curated record. Gene Ontology annotation, biological process: protein phosphorylation. Lineage: Eukaryota; Viridiplantae; Streptophyta; Magnoliopsida; Gentianales; Rubiaceae. Gene Ontology annotation, molecular function: protein binding; ATP binding; protein kinase activity. The transcript has 4 exons. The coding region runs from base 266 to 2305 and encodes 679 amino acids.
UAUCUCUCUCACACACAACACACACUAGCCCGACUUCCAACUCUCUUCUCUCACUCUAACAAAGUCUCAUUUCUUUGCCACAAAACAACCAGGAAUUUGAUUCCAAAAACGAACAACAAACCUAUUCAGAAAAGAAAACACCAGAAUCCAAAUCCCAUUACAGAGCAUCACAUGGGUCUGUUGAAACUUGAAUCUUGAGUCUUCAUGUUAAUGAUCUCCCAGUGAAAAAGAUAGUUUCUUUACAACUUUCAGACCAGGCCCUGAGAUGGGCAGUUCCGAAUUCCUCUUAGUUCUCCUUAUUUUCUUCGCAUUUUCUUGUUCCAGACCUGUUCAUGGGAAUGCCGAGCUGAGAGCUUUGAUGGACAUAAAAACUUCUUUGGACCCGGAAAAUAAGUAUCUUUCUUCGUGGACUAGUGAUGGUGAUCCGUGUGCAGGCACGUUUCUGGGUGUGGCUUGUAAUGAGCACCGGAAAGUUGCUAAUAUAUCAUUGCAGACUAAAGGGCUCACCGGAAAAGUGCCCCCGGCGCUGGCCAGACUCGAGUGCUUGUCUGGAUUGUACUUGCAUUAUAAUUCUUUGACUGGACAGAUUCCGAAAGAGAUUGCUAAUCUCAACGAGCUGAAUGAUCUUUAUCUGAAUGUAAAUAAUCUUUCUGGGACGAUUCCUCCUGAGCUUGGAAGCAUGGCUAGUCUCCAAGUUUUGCAGCUAUCUGGUAACCAGUUGACGGGCAAUAUACCUACAGAGAUGGGGUUUUUGAGGAAGCUCAAUGUGCUUGCAUUGGAAUACAAUCGGUUAACUGGAUCAAUUCCUGCAAAUUUAGGGAAUCUGGGUAUGCUGAGAAGGCUUUAUUUAAGCUUUAAUCAACUUUCUGGUUCAAUUCCUGUUGCGUUAGCUGGUGCUCCUAAUUUGGAGGUUCUAGAUGUUCAAAAUAACACCAUAUCUGGUGUUGUACCUCCUGCUUUGCAAAAGUUGAAUGAAGGGUUUCAUUUUGAAAAUAAUCCUGAUUUAUGUGGUGUUGGCUUUACUUCUUUGAGAAAUUGCACUGCUUGGGAUAAUCUAAACAUCAAUCAAGUGGCACCAUUGGCGCCUAUAUCCAACAAUAAUGCUUCCCCGCUACCUCAGUUUGCUUAUGUUCAUGUGCAUUGCAACCAAACACGUUGCUCAAGUUCAUCCAAACUUCCAAGAAUAGCAAUUGUUUCUGGGGUAACUGCUCUCACAGUUUCAUUGAUGAUUGCUGCAUUUCUGAGCAUUUUUCGGCAUCGCCGACAAAAGCAAAGAAUUGGAAACACUUCCGACAUCUCUGAUGACCGUUGCAGCAUAGGACAGAUAAAGGAAUCUUGCAGAAGUCCCUCGCCCCUGGUUUGUCUCGAGUAUUCCAAAGGAUGGGACCAAAUGAUUGCAGAGCAGAACUGUCAUGGCUUGUGUCCUACAGAGCUCCCAAAGGGCCUUAAGUUUAAUUUAGAUGAGAUUGAAUCAGCAACUCAGCACUUCUCAGAGAUGAACCUGUUGGGAAAAAGCAAAGUUUCAUUCGUCUACAAAGGAAUUUUAAAAGAUGGUUCCGUAGUUGCUAUAAAGAGCAUCAACGUGACUAGCUGCAAGUCAGAAGAAGCAGAAUUCAUGAAGGGAUUGAACUUAUUGACCUCUCUUAAACAUGAAAAUCUUGUUAGACUAAGGGGAUUCUGUUGUUCAAAGGGUAGGGGUGAGUGUUUCCUCAUCUAUGAUUUUGCUUCCAGGGGUAAUCUGUCACAGUAUCUUGAUGUGGAAGAUGAUAGGAGCAGUAUUCUUGACUGGGCCACUAGGGUUUCUGUCAUUAAUGGGAUUGCAAAAGGUAUAGGAUAUCUACACAGCAGCGAACAAAACAAGCCUCCCAUGGUCCACCAGAACAUAUCUGUUGAGAAAGUCCUUGUUGAUGAACAGUAUACCCCAUUGAUAUCCGACUGCGGCCUUCUGAAACUCCUGGCCGACGACGUUGUUUACUCUGCCCUCAAGGUCAGUGCAGCAUUGGGUUAUAUGGCCCCUGAGUACAUUACCACCGGCCGCUUUACGGAGAGGAGUGAUGUGUAUGCCUUCGGAGUGAUUAUACUUCAAAUACUCUCUGGUAGACGAAAGCUUACCAAUUCUAUACUGCUGGAAGCUGAAUCUUGCAAGUUCGAGGACUUUAUCGACCCUAAUCUCAAAGGCAUCUAUUCCAAAUAUGAAGCAAGCAGGCUCACUAAAAUUGCACUGGAUUGCACGAAUGAAAGUCCAGACGGCAGGCCAACUAUUGCUUCAGUAAUUCAAGAACUGAACAGGUCUUCAGAUGGUUAGCUGCUGGACAUCUAUCAAAAUCAGAGAAUCACGGAUGAUGACAAAAAACACACUACUGAUGCUAGAGUAGCUAGCUGCUCAUUGAGUGAUGAACAAGCCCCUCAAUCAUCAUCAUCUAUUAUGCCUGCUCGUGUGGGAAAGAUAUCCAAGUGUCAUAAUCAGUCCUGUUCUUCACAGACCGAGCUGUACAGGUAGAAGAAAAAGUCGGGAGGAGCGUUUUGGAGGAGAGAAAUAAUUGGUGGGGUAGAUUGUAGAAUGAGAGUAGGUGAGCCAACAGAGCAUGUAUCGUAUUUUGCUGAAUUGACUGAUGAUAGAACUUUCAGGUCCACUCCCCUUCCAUGUUAAAUUGCCAAGGUGAACACUAACCCCAACCUUUAACUGUCCCCACUGAAGGAUGAACUGUUUGUGUAAUUAUAGGGUGGAAGAGGAUGUGACUGAGACC